CAGCUAUAGUACUACCGGAACAUUGUGUUACUUUGUGGCUUCUUUCCAAGGCCUGUUCGUAUGUUUUCCACUAAACCGCCCUCCCCCUCGCAGUUCCCUCCGCCUUCUUCCUAGUGUAAUUUCAAUUCUCCCCUCCUUAGGGCUCACACUCGUGUUUUGAUCUUCACUAAUGUCGGGGGGUUUGAGUGUAAAAAAACUACCGGCAGAACAUUCAGUACCCUGUUUUGUUAUGAGAGGGCGGGUUUGAAAUCAGCAGCAUAGGGUGCUUACUUGCGUUGCAGAGCUAGCGGUGAUAUACCGGCUGAAGUUAGCACGAAAGCAGCACACGAGCACUCAAAAGAGACAAAAGACAAAAUAUAAAUAGGGUUAGAGUGGCAUUCUCAGGUGCCGAUAUGACCACAGAUAAGGAUCAGUCCAUGGAUGACCAGUCUCCUGCUGUGGUCUUUGCCGUUAAGGGCAUUGACGUCACUCCUAACAAAGACGAGGGAAUUUGCAAGGUGGUGAAAAAACAGGGAGAGGAUGGAGACAGACCCAUGAUCGGGGACAAGGUAGCAGUGCACUACACUGGCAAACUUCUCAAUGGGAAGAAGUUUGACUCCAGUAUGGACCGCAAGAAACCCUUCAUCUUCAAUCUGGGAAAAGGUCAGGUGAUUAAGGGCUUGGAUAUUGGUGUGUCCUCUAUGCAGAGAGGAGAGGUGUGCAUGCUCCUCUGCAAACCAGAAUAUGCUUAUGGUUCAGCUGGAUGCCCCCCCAAAAUACCUCCCAAUGCCAUGCUACAGUUUGAGGUGGAGCUGCUGAGCUUCAAAGGGGAGGUGCUGACGGACGAUGGCGGCAUCACGAGGAGGAUAAGGGUCAAAGGGGAAGGUUAUAAUAGUCCCAAUGAUGGAUCAACUGUCCACGUGCACCUGGAGGGUCGCUGUGAAGAGCGUCUGUUUGACUCCAGGAACGUGCACUUCGUUGUGGGCGAGUCAGAGGACAUGGGUGUUCCUCUGGGUGUAGACAGAGCCAUGGAGAAGAUGCAGAAAGGAGAAUGCUGCAUGCUCUACUUAAAACCCAAGUAUGGCUUUGGGAAAGAUGGUAGAGCACAGCAUAAGAUUGGACCAAACUCAGACCUGAUGUAUGAAGUGACUCUAAAUGACUUUGAGAAGGCCAAAGAAUCCUGGGAAUUGGAUCUAAAGGAGAAACUGGAUUUGUCUGCUAGAGCCAAACAGAAAGGGACCCAAUAUUUCAAGGCAGGGUGUUUCCUGCAGGCGGUGGUCCAAUACCAGCGUAUUGUGUCGUGGCUCGAGAUGGAGUUUGGUGUAGGGAAGGAACAGCAGCAGACGAUCCAGAACUUCCUACUGGUCGCCCAGCUCAACCUGGCAAUGUGCUACCUGAGGCUGAGAGAGUAUGCACUGGUUGUGGAGAACUGCAACAAGGUGAUCGAAGUGGAUGGGAAGAAUGAGAAGGCUCUGUACCGGCGUGGGGAGGCUCGUCUCUUCCGUAAUGAGUUCAGCCUGGCCAUGUCUGACUUUAAACUGGUGCUGCAGGUCAACCCCUCCAACCGGGCGGCACACGGUCAAGUCUCUAUCUGUCAAUGCAAAAUCCGGGAACACCAUGAAAGGGACAAGAAGAUCUAUGCCAACAUGUUCCAGAAGUUUGCUGAACAUGACGUCAAGGCAGGGAAGGGGAAGAGGAGGUGGGGGGAGGACAGUGGAGUGAUGAACGAGAACCAUCAAGUGGCAAUUAAGAGACGCCGCAGGAGUCAGGACCACGGCCAGGACUGUCCUUGAUGCUCCCGAGGAGGCCAGGGGGGCAGGUCUCCCCUCGCUACGCACACAGAGGCAGGGACCAGACGGGGCCAGACCACACCCCUCUACCCUGACCUCAUCAUCCCCUACCUACCCCCCACCAUAUGUGCUGUCCCCUGCACGACAGACAGGGGGCGCGAGUGAGUGGGGAAGGCUGCAGGCCAAACAGCAUUCCUUCUUUCAGUCCAUAACAUGGAAUCCAGUCCAGGUCUAGUCCUGAACCUCUUGCAUUGCACAAUGCCUCCAAAUGCAUUUACAUUUACAUUUAAGUCAUUUAGCAGACGCUCUUAUCCAGAGCGACUUACAAAUUGGUGCAUUCACCUUAUGACAUCCAGUGGAACAGUCACUUUACAAUAGUGCAUCUAAAUCUUAAAGGGGGGGGGGGUGAGAGGGAUUACUUAUCCUGCACACCUCAACUUAACUCAAACCCACAGUCUGCAUUCUGAUGUUGAUAAUCAAAUAUCAUUUUGCCAUUGCAUUUUCUCGUUUGGCACAAUACAGAUGAGCAACAGGUAUCAUUCUAUUUUGGUAGCUUCAGUCUAUUGGUUGAGUUGGCUGGGGUUGCCUUGCACCUUGUGCUUAGUCACAAUUGUAAUCCUCAAUAUACAUAAUUUGGCAAUGUGGAAGUGGUGACACUGUGCCACUAUAACAGACAAAACAGCUGGCGUCAUCGUCACUUAAUUGUCAUAACACCCACAGUCCCAGAAGACUACUUAUGUUAAGACAAUGAGUCAUACAGUUUAUUUGCAGUGAUUAAAGAACCCUCCCACUCUUUACUCUUGAACAUGGAGAACUAACAAGUACAGGCUCAUCCCAGAUAGACCCUUGCAUGGUACAGAUGCUACAUACUGUUCUGUGUGUGCUACUCUCGUUGACUGCCCAAAUCAAUGUCCAAUAAUGAAGCUUUAAGUCUCAGCUUUCCAAGCUGCUGUCCAGUCCUCUCUGACUUCAACCUUGCAUUCUCUCCUGGACAAAUGAUUUUUUCACAGUACACUGUUUGAAUUUAAAUUAUGUGACUGAUAAUAUCUAGGGCCGGUUUUUAUUUAACCUUUAUUUUGACAGGGAGUCGUGCUGGGACCAAGGUCUCCCGUAAUUACCAAAAAGGUUCUAGUCUCGUAGUUCUCUUCCUCCUCAGUCCUGGAAUGGGUGGCUGUACUGUCUGACUUGUCUUAUUUCCUUUUAAUAAAAGAGUGUUAAAUUAUGGACAAGGAUGCACCUCGAUCUUCAGCUAAGAUUGUAAAAUCACCGAUGUUGUCUUUUAAUGAACAAUAACACUCAAUGACGCCUUGGAUAAAAUCUGGGCUUUCGUUUUUUUGCAUUCAUUGGACAUCUGCCCUUGGUUGUCUUAAUGAUUUUAUGAUUGUUAAACAAAAUAAGGGAGGCUUAUUCUCUCAAUAUAAAAAGAAGCCAUUGA
Oncorhynchus gorbuscha (pink salmon) is the source of this 3204-nucleotide messenger RNA. RefSeq names its product FKBP prolyl isomerase 5 (gene fkbp5). Gene Ontology annotation, molecular function: peptidyl-prolyl cis-trans isomerase activity; protein binding. Bases 393 to 1772 code for a protein of 459 amino acids. The record is from RefSeq and is a predicted model, not a curated record. Lineage: Eukaryota; Metazoa; Chordata; Actinopteri; Salmoniformes; Salmonidae. The transcript has 11 exons.